AGUUGAUGGCGUCUUAAGUCAUCUGACGUGGGUUUUCGCCCAUGACUCCCCCGUUCGGGAGAUCAGAGGCGGCUCGGCUGCAGUGGGGUCAGGUCGUCUGCGCUCGUCCUUUCGACGCCCCCUGCCAUACCUUCCCUAGCGUCACCGCAUCGCGUACUGUGUUCAUUACCAGUUCUAGAUUCCCCGUCUUGCAUUUUCCGUAAUUCCCCGUUCUAUUCUGCUCACCAUUCUUCGGCUGAGUUUCUGCUUGUCUCUGAGGCCCGCAGAGACCCGCUGAGGCCCGCUGAGGCCCGCUGAGGGCCCCUCCUCUCCACCAUGUCCCCGGCACUCCCUCUAGUCCUCCUUUUGGCCGCUCUCUGUGCGCCGACUCGCUCUCACUCCUACUACACCUCCACACCUGCUGACGGCGGCACGUGUCCCGGAGACGACUGGCGGCCGUACCAGGGACGCUGCUACUGGCGCUCGACGUUUGUGGCGCCCUGGAGGAUCAUCGGGGAUCUGUGUCAGCUUGUCGACGCCGAUGCCAGGCCCGUGUCGAUUCAUAAUAAUGAUGAAAACUACUUUGUGACGGGAAUGGCGAAGAGUGACUCCUGGAUUGGUCUCAAAAGGUAUGGUGGUACCAAGGACUGGAAGUGGUCGGAUGGAACGCCAUACGACUUCGCCAGGGGCUCUCACAGUGGCCCCAGCGAUCAGUGCAUGAGCGUUGCCGAUAAUGUUUGGAGCGCGCGGAGCUGUGAAGAGGAUCUGUACUUUAUUUGUCACGUGGAGAUGAAGGUGGAGCCGACCACCGACCAGCCAGAGAGUACGACUUGGAACCCGUGGGGUCCUACUACCAGGGAUCCGUGGGGUCCUACAACUCGAGAACCCUGGGAUACGACCACCAGGGAUCCGUGGGGACCUACCACCAUGGAUCCGUGGGGUCCUACAACGAGAUACCCGUGGGAUACCACCACAAGAUACCCUUGGUGGCCUACAACGAGGGAUCCUUGGGGUCCAACCACCAGGGAUCCUUGGGGUCCAACCACCAGGGAUCCUUGGAGUCCAACCACCAGGGAUCCGUGGGAUACGACCACAAGAUACCCGUGGUGGCCAACAACCCGAGAACCAUGGGAUACCACCACAAAGGACCCAUGGGGACCCACCACUAGAUACCCCUGGCAUUCGACGACCACGUACCCCUGGUGGCCGACCACUAGACACCCGUACUGGCCAACCAGCGACCCUCCGUACACGUCUGAGCGCCCGACGGGUACACCGUGUACCUCUGAGGGUACCCGGGAGCCCACCACGCCGGAGAGGCCCUCGUCCCGGUACCCGUGGCCGACGUCCAGCGAGGCGCCUACCACAGGAGCCGAGACGUCCACAGAUUGGUGGCACACGACUUCAGACUACCCGUACUGGAGGAAGGAAGGGAAGGAAGACAACGACAAGAGGAGACCGGAGCUAGAAGAGGGUGGGGAGGGGGUGGAACUGAAAAAGGCAGAGAGGAGGGAAGUAGAAGAGAUACCGGUGACUGCGGACAAGGAAGAAGUGAAUGUGAUGCCUGUGACCAAAGAGGCUGAAUUGGAUGUGGUGGGAUAGGAGAGGUGUUCACUGUUCAGGCCGGUUUUCCUAAAUCGAUGAAAUAGAAGGCUAGAGUGCCCACUACAUCAUGGCGAUUCCGCAGUCUAGGCAUAUUGUGGGUAAGAGCAUCGAUUUGUUACCAAGAUAUGUGGUUUUAAAUACAGCUUUUGUGAUUGCGUUAUCAUGCGUCUAGAUUAUUUAAGCGAGCGCUAAAUCAAAAUUGAUUGUCCUGGCACAUCCUGUGGAAUUAUACCAUAGUGGAUGUUUCGCUUACCAACGUUUUUGCAAUGUACAAUUCGCUCAUAAAAGUCGCUUAUUGAUAUGUAUCAUGAAAACGAUUUUAGCCAAAUUUGUUAUCCAUUUCUGAUUGGCUCUACAUCUGAACAGCUCUGUUGUCUGUAUUCAUGCUGGCUCAACACAAUUGCAAUAAUAAAUGAAAUCUGUAACA
Messenger RNA from Amphibalanus amphitrite, 2011 nucleotides. RefSeq names its product proteoglycan 4-like. The record is from RefSeq and is a predicted model, not a curated record. The coding region runs from base 316 to 1581 and encodes 421 amino acids. The transcript is spliced from 2 exons. Lineage: Eukaryota; Metazoa; Arthropoda; Thecostraca; Balanomorpha; Balanidae.